CCACCUGUUUUUCUUUCUCGUAAACCCAUCCUUCUGGCUUGCUGUGACUAGCUAGAGAACCUUCGAUGUGUUAAGUGCUUGAUGAACAGGAAGAGCUGCUGCUGCUUUGCUUUUUGAGAGUGGAGCUGGAUUUUUAGUUUUUAAUUUGGCAGGAAGUUUCUGCCAACUUCCUAACAGAGAUCGGCUUCGAGAGUCUGGCAUAGAGAAAGGAAUAAGAAAACCAUUCCAGCAGCGAUGGAGGUCCUGGUGCUGAUGGACUUUGUGGGUAAUCUGGAUGAUGAGCUGGUCAUAAAGGCAGGAGACAUCAUCAAGAACGUGAAGCAGUCGAUGGAAGAGGGCUGGCUGGAAGGAGAACUGAACGGGAAGCAGGGAGUUUUUCCUGCGAAUUUCGCGAAGGAAAUACCCGUGUAUUUAACAGGGGAUUCUCAAAGAAUACCAAGAAGCAUUCGAACAUCAAAAACAGUAAAGAAGAAACCCACAAAGUAUGAAGCAGUCUUUGCGUACACUCCCAUGAAUUUGGAUGAGCUGGAGUUGACUGUGGGCGAUGUGAUUGACUUCAUUAAGGAGAUAGAAGAUGGAUGGUGGCUUGGAGCGAAAAAUGGGAAAGCAGGGGCUUUCCCAUCUAACUUUGUCAAAGAAGUUUCUCCUAAAGAUGCCAAGUUGAAUGAAACAAACAGUGGUGCAAAAAUAAGGCCCAAGCUAUCAGAAUGUAACUUCAAUAAAGAGCCAAAGCAGGAGAAGUCAAGUCUCAGAGUGAAGCACAAAACCAACAAUGUCAAGGAAUGUUGUCAAGUGAUGUUUGAUUACACUGCCAAUGCUGAAGAUGAGCUGACCUUAAAGAAAGGGGAAAUUGUUACAAUUAUCAGUAAGACGACGGAGGACGAAGGAUGGUGGGAGGGAGAAAUUAAUGGCAAACAUGGCUUCUUUCCGGACAACUUUGUGAUGGCCAUUCCCACACAGCCUCUCGAGUCUGGGGACGCAAACCAUCCUCCAGUGCGCAAAGGCAGCAGGAAGGCAUCGGUGAAACAAGAGGCUUUGCUCAUGGAGAAAAAGAUAUUUGAACAGGCCCAUCCUAUCCCCUGUGCAAAAGGAGAGGCAAAUGAGGAGAAACACGAGACAAAAGACCUCAGAAGUGACCCGCCUUCCAAGGUGCAGCUCCCAGUCAUCAAAAAAGUUCCUCCCCCAAUAAAAACCAAGCCCCCCAAAAACCUUCCCAUACGGCAAAAUGGAGACCUGCCUCCCUUGUCACCCAAACAUGCAGAAGACACAACUGACAAAGUAAAGGAAAAAGAGCCAGAUCAGUUUGAUGGAGUGGACGUGACUACAGACAAACUGUCUCACCCCACCGCCAACAGAGCUAAGCUUCCUGGAAGGAGACCCCCCACCAACCUGCAUUGGGGCGCCACAGCUCAGAAACCGGUUCCUAGUACCUCUGAAACUAAUGACGAAGUUAGUCAACUUCAGUCAAAGCUACCAGGAGUUCACAAGGUAAUAGAAAAUCCUACAGCAGGAAAGCCUGAUCCACUUGCCAAGAUCUCUCCCCUACAGAAGCCCGUCCCAUCCAAACCCAGAGAGGAGCCCGGGGCCUCAGUGGAGAAGCUGAGAGCAGAGGUCAAGGAGCUGAGCUUGGCUCUGGAGAUCCUGAAGGCUCUGCACCUGAAAGACACAGAGGACUUAAGGCAGGAGCUGAAAGAUGAGAAAGCAAAACGCACUGCACUGCAGGACGAAGUGCAGCUUCUUAAGAAAGCUUUCAACAACCACUAGCAUUCCGAAAAACUCUCUUUAUUCUUUCCUGGUGUUUUUUUUACUGUGUUACACUCCUGAGAACUUUACAGAUGAGCUUAUUUUUCCUGACAAUUUAGAUGCAUCUGAGGUGAGAGACGAAGGUAUUGCCAUUUUGCUGUGGAGGUGGGGGCUGAUAAAACAGUACAGUUUUCUCAUUUGUUUGGCUCAGUAUGAUGUACAAUUUUGUAUUGUAUUUUAUUGUUAUCUCCAUAUAUUUAUGUAUAUAUGAAUCAUGUGUGUAUAUAUAUAGGUACACAAAAACCAUACCUCAUGCCAGAGUAAUCAGACUGUAAUUACCUGUAUUGACAGAUACAGUUAUUUUUACUAAUAAAAUGAAUGAAUGAAUAGUCUUUAAUGAAAUUAAAAAUACUUACAACAAAGAUAAUGUAAAUUAUUGUAUUCCUUAAGUUUUCGGUUUAUUAUUUUUCUAAAAAACUAGAAAAUAUAAAAGUCUGCAAAAAUGCAGUCUACAUGUGGUUGUAACUAUGCUUUAUGGCCAUGGGCCCACAUUAGGUUUGAUUUACGUUAAUUUACUUGACAUUUUUAGAUUGUUUUAACUUUUAGCUUUUCUUCACAGCACUACCUCAAACGUGCUACACUGUGGUAGAACUGCUGUCUUUUAAAAGCAAGGGGAUUCAAGAACUUGAUACAUUGUGAUGAUUUUUUAAAUGUCUGUUUUAUUGUGUUAUAUAAUAUAAACAUAUACGCUAUUAUAUAAGAGAAAAAGUACUGGGUUUUUUUUCUUGCUCUGUUUUAAAAAAAAAUAGUUUGGCAAACGGCUCACAGUGGCUCUUAUUGCUGUUCCCGUGAGCUGUAAAAGAAAGAAAACUCCUUUUGAAAUACUGAGAAAUAAACCAGGCUGCUCUUGAACUGUUACACUGCCCGAAACUGAAAUAAACUUCUGAUUUACAGGAGAAG
Molecule: messenger RNA, 2703 nt
Organism: Lepisosteus oculatus (spotted gar)
Lineage: Eukaryota; Metazoa; Chordata; Actinopteri; Semionotiformes; Lepisosteidae
Gene: mnmip1
Product: SH3 domain containing 21
Biological process (GO): actin filament organization; cell migration
Molecular function (GO): protein binding
Source: RefSeq, a predicted model, not a curated record